Messenger RNA from Arachis duranensis, 2169 nucleotides. RefSeq lists its product as uncharacterized. The transcript is spliced from 5 exons. The coding region runs from base 537 to 1934 and encodes 465 amino acids. Gene Ontology annotation, molecular function: protein binding. The record is from RefSeq and is a predicted model, not a curated record. Lineage: Eukaryota; Viridiplantae; Streptophyta; Magnoliopsida; Fabales; Fabaceae. Gene Ontology annotation, cellular component: NuA4 histone acetyltransferase complex.
GUGGUAAUUAGGAAAAUGAAAAAAUCGAAUUGUACAAUUUCCAUCCUUUUUCCCUUUGCUACUUGAUUUGAUUUCUCUCUCUCUCUCUUAACUUGUCACUCCCAAUUCGGACUUCAAAGUUGAAGCUUUUUCUCUCUAACUAUCCCUCAACCCUUUCCCUUUCAAUUCGUUUCUCCCAUUCGCAUAGCCCUAACCUCAAUUCACAAUCCUCCACCUCCGAUUUCGGCCGGAAAAGGAAUCAAAGCUGCCUUCUUCCCACGUCAGCAAAAAAUACGGUUUUUUUUUUACGAUACCCAAAAAGCUAUUCCUCUGUUUCUCUGUUGGCGAAUCACGAGUCAUUUUCCGUUUCCGUUUCCGUUGUGUUUGUUACUAUUCGAGGUUGCCGUUUAGAUACCCGCAAAGGCUGGUCUUUUUCUUCUUCUUUUUUUCGGUUUUUCUUUUUACGAGGGGCCUGGUUGCUAACGUGAUCCCGGGUGCGUAGGAUUAGGAGGGUGUGUUAUUUCUUUUGUAAUCGGGGGCGUACACGUGUACGGCGGAUGGGAGCGGAGGUGAUGGUGACGUGGGGAACCUGGGAAGAGCUUCUCCUCGGCGGAGCUAUUCUCCGGCACGGCACCCGUGACUGGACCGUCGUCGCCGCCGAGCUCAGUGCCCGAACUCACCUUUCUCCAUGCACUUUCACACCCGAGGCCUGCAAAGCCAAAUAUGAAGACUUACAACAGCGUUAUUGUCGUAUCAGGACUUGGUUUGAGGAGAUUAGGAAGAAGAGAGUUGAAGAGCUUAAGAAAGCUUUGGAGCUAUCUGAAGAUUCUAUUGGGUGUCUUGAAUCAAAGCUUGAAUCCCUUAAGGCUGUGAAGAAUGAGAAUAUAGAUGAUUGUCAUGUUGGUGAUGGCUCAGCUGGACCUGAAUUACAUGCUCCUCCACAGAAAAUGGCAAGAGUUGAAUCCUCGGCUAAAGAGACGUCGAAGGAUGGGCUAUCUGCCGGGAGUUUCACACACGAAACUCGGCCGAACUGGUCAACUGAAUGCCAGGUUCCAGCAGUGUCUUCUGAAGAUGUGGAGACUAAGCCUGAAGUUGCAAGGUCUACUGACCACGAGAAAGAUUUAGAUGUAGAUAAGGUAGAACAAACUAUAGAUGAAGGAAAAGGAGUAAGUUUGAAAAAACGAAGAGGGACGAGGAAGAGAAAGGAUUGUGGCAAAAAUGCUAAUGAAGCUAGCGGUCCUGAAAGUGACAAUUUGGUUUCUAUUGAUGCAUCACGGUGUAAAGAAAGUUCUACCAGCAACUGUGAUGAUGUUGCCAAAUCUUCCGGCAUUGGUGAGGACAAUACAAACCCUAAAAAGGAUGGAAUACAAGAAAUGAUGGAGACUUUAGAUUCCAUUUUGGAAACCAAAGGUGCUUCUGCCUUCCGCCGCAGACAUGAUAGUCAGAAGCGCGGAAGGUACAAGAACAUGAUCCGGCAGCAUAUGGACUUCGACACCAUACGAACAAGAAUUAGCAACCAAACAAUUAAGACAUCGAAGGAACUUUUCAGAGACUUUCUGUUACUGGCCAACAAUGCUCUAGUCUUCUACUCCAAGUGCACCCGUGAAUAUAAAACUGCCCUAUUGCUUAGAGACCAUGUCACUAAAAUAUUGAGGGAGAAGCUAAAUGCUUUUGGCAGCAGCAUCACUCAUGCUAAUGUCUCAACUGCAUCGCUGACCACGGAUCCUCCUGUGGAAGGUGGAACUGUGCGCCCCAGUGAUUGCAAGAUUGCUGCACCGGCAACAGCUGAUGGCAGCAAGGCACCCAAGAAAGCCAGUGAAGUGGCUUCCCCGCCUUCGGUGGAAUCCUUGCCCGUCAAGAAAGCUUCUGGCAGAACCAAAAAGGGAGGACGUGGAGCCGCGGUUGAGAGAGCUGCAACACCAGUGAAGGGAAAGAAAAGAGGGAGAGCAAAGUAAUAUUGCUGAGGAUUAAUUUUAAUUUUGAGCGGUGUAUGUACAAAUAUUUCCCUUUUUCAGUUAGAUUUUUUUGGUUGCAUGAUGAACCUUGAAUGAGGGAAGCUAACAUAUGAAAUAGUUCUAAAUUACAGUAGUUAAGAAUUAAGGUAGUGUGGUCUGUGUCUAAAUGUUCUAUAAGAUGUAAAUACGAAUUUUGUUUGUAUCAAUAGAGAACUAUACUAAGCUUAUUAGUCAA